ACUAAUCUGAUUUCCAGUCCUCCACAUUGAUGCACAUCUCAUUGUGUUAACAAGAGACUGAACAGUAGGUUGGGUACUAAAUAACUCACAUGGCUACAACAAAAUGACAAACUAUGACUAAGAACUUCAAGAGACAAAAAAGAAGAUCACGCCACAGGUCACAGUGAAGGGAAGCCGAGAAGAGGAACAAGAAACUGGGCUGAUUCAUGGAAAUAUCUUCUUGUUCUUCUUUGUGAAGGAAAUCAACAUGCCAUGGAAAAACUAUUCAUCAAAGAGACAAGAUUGAAGUCUUUUUAGAGCCACGAAUCAUGCAAGCACCUUGGAACUGUGGAUAUGAAGAGCAAACAAACUUCCUGUGAUGAAAAGGCAUACACACAAAGCAUCCACCAUAUCUAACGUGGCUUGCUAAUGCAAAUGCUCGCGUGUGAACUUUCGUUUCACAUUGACCGUAGGAUUAUGCAACAUCUGAAUGGUAAGAAGCUUCUUAUGGCAGCUCUGUGAAAUGUAUACACCCUGGAUUUGUAUACUUUCACAUCAAUCUUCAUGGAAUUUCAUGUUGUGGCUCUCCGACCUUUGAAAGCAACAUAAGACAUUGACUCCUUUUAAGCCAAAUUCUAAAAGUUAACGAUGACGGAGCAAAACAAUUGCACCAAUGAUGAAUUUAAAUACGUGUUAUACAGCUCUGUUUUCAGUAUUGUCUUUGUUCUCGGGCUUCUCUUCAACAUGGUGGCCAUGUACAUUUUUAUAUGGAGACUGAAAAUGCGCAACGAGACCACAACGUACAUGAUGAACCUUGUGGCCUCAGAUAUCCUAUUUGUCUUCAGCUUGCCUUUCAGAACGUUUUACUUCAUUAACCGUGAGUGGCCUUUUGGCAAAGCUCUCUGCCAAAUCUCAGUGGCCUUGUUCUACACCAACAUGUACGGCAGCAUCCUCUUUCUCACGUGCAUUAGCGUGGAUCGCUUCCUGGCAAUCGUUUAUCCCUUUGCAUCUAGAACACUGAGGACCAAGCGCAAUGCUAGAAUAGCCUGCUGUGUGAUCUGGGUGGUUCUCCUGUCGGGAAGCCUAACCGCAGUGUUUGUGAUGGACACCACAUCAGAUCCGAACACCACAACAGAUAACAACAAAACAUACUGUUUUGAAAACUACUCAAAUUCGCAGUGGAAGUCCAAGGUAUCAAAAGUUGUGGUGUGUAUGGAGACAGUGGGCUUCUUGAUUCCGCUGAUGAUCAACGUUAUCUGCUCCAUGAGGGUCCUGCAGACUUUACGAGACCCAGAGAGCAUCAGCCGUGGAGGGCAGCUGAACAAGGCCAAGAUCUUGCGUAUGAUUGUGGUGCACUUGUUUAUUUUCUGUUUUUGCUUCAUCCCAUACAAUGUCAAUCUGGUCAUCUACACCCUGGUCCGAAGUAGGGUUAUUAUGAACUGCACUGUGGAGUCAGUGGUCCGGACAAUUUAUCCAAUUGCAUUCUGCAUUGCUGUGACUAACUGUUGUUUUGACCCAGUGAUCUAUUACUUCACCUCUGAGACAAUUCAGAACUCUAUUAAACGAAAGUCUUAUGCUAACCGCAAAAACACAUUAAAUACUACAAAUGACAAUGUUGAUAACAGAAGCAAUUCGAUAAAUAAAAUCAUAUCUCUGAAAGCUAAAUUCAUCAUUGAAGAGUCUACAAUUUGACCAGGCAGCCAAUUUGUUUGUAUACCAAUUUUAUAGACCAAAUUCUCAUCUGACAUAUUCAACCAAUGUUAGCAAGGAUAUAUUUGACUGAUAUCUAAUUGAAGACUGCUGAAAAAUACAAAGUCCGAGUAUAUUCUUGGUGCUACAAUGGAUGUGUGUUUACAACCCAAACUCUACCAUUUGCCUUAAUGGGAUAUUUCACCCAAAAAUAAAAAUUGUCGUCAUCAUUUACUCGCCCUCAA
Molecule: messenger RNA, 1913 nt
Organism: Megalobrama amblycephala (Wuchang bream)
Lineage: Eukaryota; Metazoa; Chordata; Actinopteri; Cypriniformes; Xenocyprididae
Gene: lpar6b
Product: lysophosphatidic acid receptor 6b
Exons: 1
Coding region: 628-1671 (347 amino acids)
Biological process (GO): phospholipase C-activating G protein-coupled receptor signaling pathway; positive regulation of Rho protein signal transduction
Cellular component (GO): membrane
Molecular function (GO): lysophosphatidic acid receptor activity
Source: RefSeq, a predicted model, not a curated record